UUGGGGAUGGCGCUGUGUACAGUGUGAGUGAGUUAGCAGCCAAAGUUGCACGGCGCAGGCAGGAAAGUUCGCUGUUUAGACGAGCGCUGAUCUUAAACUUCACUCAUGUGGAAGUCCAGCACAAACACGCGGACUGGCGGACUGCAAAUAACAAGGACCUGCGUUCUGCUGUGUGGAUGUUUUUGAGUGAACUUUUCCUUGUUCAAGAAAAAAAAAAAUAACACAGCGGUUUGCUGGCGUCGCUGCACGCUGUUGUUUCAAUGGACUGUCGUCUAUCUAAUCAUUCUGGAAGUUUUGGACAAACAUCCAUGACUGGAGACACGCAUUUGUCGCGAAGUAUGACCUAACUUGUUGACGUUAUGCCAUGUAGCCUGGACCUGGAUGUUUUAAGACAAUGAUUUCCCCCUGUGAGCAGGAACUGUCACCCUUAUCUCGGAAACACCGACUCAUGGCUGCAGCCGCGGCCGGCGAGGACAGCCCGCUGCCCCGCAGCGCGUCCAGGGCUGACCGCAACGGAUUAGGGGGUCUCGUCCACUGCUUUAUCUGUGGAAGCGGGGUGACGCCGGGCAAGGAGUUGAAGUUACAAGUGACAUAUCAGAAAGAGAGGCUUCCUUUCUUCCCGUUCCUCCAGAACCAGGAGCCGGCGCCGGGCGCCUGCGAGCUGAGCGCGGACGGACACGCGCUGGUGUGCGCCGUGUGCCGCUGCUUCCUGGCGGAGCAGUGGAACUCCUUCGAGCGGAGCAGGACGCCCGUCGAGAAGCGCAUGUACUGGCUCAAACGACCCUACCAGUGCGACUCCCGCAGGGUGCCUCAGGAGUGGAACAUCUCCUACGACCUGGAGAGGAGGAUCGGGGUCAGCGGACACAACUACGACGGGGGCGCAGAGUCGGAUUUCUCCUCUUUUUCUGAAAACGAUAACAUGUCAGAUCAGGAAAUGGACUUGGUCAUGGACAGAGCCGGCUCGGGCAAGGACAAGUGUCUUGUGAGGGCACCUGGGAAGCUGCCGGGGAGAGAUGGUGGCAGGAAAAACAAUGUCAUCAGUAUUAAAAACAGCCCGGAUUCGCAGCGGGCGGUGCGUUACGCGCCGGGUGUUUAUGGGUCGCCAAAAGCGGAGAGCGGUCAGGCGGCGAGGCGCGGGGCUAAAGUGAUGAGUAAUGUCUGUCAAUCAGCAGAAUCUCUGGCAAAGUCUCAGGAGAGAUUCCCUCAGCGAUGCUAUGACAAUGCACUCUCUGACACACCUGUGCAAGACAACGGGGUCAUUAUGCGCAACAGGCGCUGGCUGGAGGAGGAGAAUGCCAGACACGCGGAGCCGCGUCAGAUCCAGCGUGCUGCCGACAGCAGCUGCGGCCCGUCCAGACACGUCCUGCUGCACGGCGCUCCGCCGGCCUCUGCUGGGAAGGCUGCUGUCAUCCCUAAAUGCAACCACGCUGUUCCCAGGGAGAACACUGACAACUCGGAUGAAGAUGAGAUUAACAUCACAAGUGAUGAUGACAGGGACAUGAAUGGCCGCAAACCACCCCCAGCAACCCAGUACAGACCCAUAACAGACCUCUCAGUCAGGAAGAUUCCCCAAACACAUCACUCUGCACACUCCGGUCCAGAGGAGUGCGUGUGCUACGUCUGUGGGACUGGACUAAAACACGAUGACCGCUUUAAAGUUAGUGUUCAGAAACAAGAGAAGGCCCAGGGGGAACCCUUCUUUCCCUUCCUGUGGCUUCACUCAGCUCCUCCAGGUGCCAUACCUAUCAGUCCAGCGGGUACCACCCUCGUCUGUGGCAGAUGCCACACCUCACUUAUACAGCAGUGGCAGAGCUUCCAGAUGAGUGAUGUGCCUAUCCUGCAGCGCCUAUACGUAGUCCCUCUCAACCAGACGUCUGGUGCUCCUCAUCAGUCCCAGUCCACAUGGCAAGACGGAAAAACUCCAGGGUCAGCAGAGUGUGUAUCUGAAACUAAGGCCUCCCAUGAAGCAUGUUUUCUCUGUGGACAGGAGUGUCGAGGAGAUAUGAGAGUAGUAUAUGCACAAGCUGGCGUUGGCAAAUCCCGCGGAGUGAUGUACUUUCCUUUCAUCAACUUGUUGCCCUGCCCACCUAACGCUCAGGGGCUGAGGAAUGGCCGGGUACAGUGUUGCCCAAAGUGCCAUUCCAUCCUGGAGGAUAUCUGGGGUGCGUAUCGACUCAGCCUCAGCGAAGACCUCAUCACAUCGGUCAGCUCGUUCCUCGUUAGGUACCAUAUGCCCACUUCUGUUGACGGGUCUGGAUCAGCCCACUCUCAGACGGCGGUGGCCUCGCGCCCCAGCAGCUCCAUGUCUGUGUGUUACCUGUGUGGAGCUGAGCUGAGUGCAGGAGGAGAAUACCAGCUGCACGUUAACCCGCCCGGCCGCUGUGGGGAACGGGAGCCUUUUUUUCCCUUUCUCACAGUCCACCCUCCUGCGGCCGGGGCAAAGCCAGCGGACGCCACAGGCCUGGUGUCGGCCUGUGACCUCUGCUACCAGGACCUGCAUGCUCAGUGGGGCCAACACGAGAGCAAGGGCCUCGGUCCCUCCGCCUCUGCUACCUCGAGUUUGUCCAGUGCCAAUCCUCAUCCAGCCAGCUCACCUUGGGCUCGCCAGUAUAGUUGUGAGACGUUUGUGUGCUUCUUCUGCAGGCAGGAGCAGCGCAGGCAAGGUAGGCUGUGCCCUGUCACUGUGGCCCGGCUGCCUGUCUUCUUGUAUGCGCCGCGUAGCCCUCGCAUGCUCCUGGUGGAUGAUGGUAGGAGGCUGGUGAUUGGCUCAUGUGUGGAAUGCAAAGCUAUGGUACAGGUGGGACAGAGCCCACAGCAGGACGGGACUAGGCUGAGACAUGGACCCUCGGCGGGGGAGAUGAAGGGGCAAGGAUCCGCCUCACCUCAAUCUAGACAUAAGGCCAGUACUGUGAUCGUGGGUGCGACUGGAGCCACUAAAGACACAGACUCGGGUUUGGGGACCUCACAACCUGCAGGUGGCCACACACCUUCACACCCUGUGAGCUUAGAUCCUGAAAGAGCCGACCAUUCGCUUUCCAGCAUGAGCCAUGAGCCAAAGUCACCAUCAUUAGGAAUGAUCUCCACAGCGACACGUACCACGGCGACGGUCAGCCCCCUUACCCCGUCACCCAUUAAUGGUUCCAUCGUAGCAAAUGGAAGCCCAGCUGCCCAGUCAGGUCAUUCUGGAUUUGCUGCAGCUCUUCGUAAACUGGCAAAGCAAGCCGAAGAACCUCGAGCUGCAUCCUCCAUCAGCAGCGAGUCAUCACCCGUGUCCUCCCCAGCUACAAACCACAGCUCUCCAGUCAGUACACCCAAGAGGGGCCCCCUCGGUCCAGGGCCUGUCCUGGUUCCCCCAGUGGGCCACAGUGUGCCAAAUACCCCACCCGUAGUCACCAUUGCUCCAACAAAGACUAGCAACGGCCUGUGGAGGAACGAGGGACGCCAGGCUGACUCGGGACCUCGUGGGGCUAGCAGGGAACGUCUGGGGGCGGAGGGGACCCUCUCCCAGGAGAAGGGUGGCCCCUCGGUCCCUGCUCACCUCCUGGGAAACCCCUAUGCCUACGGUCUCACCCCCGGUGCUGUCAUGCAGGAUUCACGAUUUCAGCCCCUUAACUUGCCCAGACAGUUGUCGAAUGCUGUGCCUACUGGUCCGGUACCAGAGGAGUAUCUCCGGGGUUUUCGGCCCUAUGCCACAACUGAGGACGCCCUCAGGAUGCCAUCUUUGCCCUUAGGCCUGGACCCUGCGACAGCAGCAGCUGCAGCCGCCUACUACCACCCCAGCUACCUGCCUCACCCGUCCUUCACGCCAUACAGGAUGGAUGACCCGUUCUGCCUUUCUGCUUUGAGGUCGCCUUUCUAUCAACUGCCAACAGGGGGAGCUUUACCCCCCAUGCACCCCUCUGUUCACAUGCACCUGCAGGGGGUACGCUACCCCGGAGACUUCACACACCCUUCCCUAUCAGCACUGCAGUCCGAGAGGCUCCAGCUGGAGGAUGAGCUGCGGCAGCGUGAGAGGGAGCGCGAACGAGAACGUGAGCGUGAAAAAGAGAGGGAGCGCGAGGUGGAGAGAGAAAAAGAGCGGGAGAGAGAGCGGGAGCGUGAAAGGGAACGGGAGAAGGAGCUGGAGAGGGAGCGGGAACGGGAGAGAGAACGGGAGCGCGAGAGGGAACGGGAGAAGGAGAGGGAAAGGGAGAAGGAGCUGGAGAGGCAGAAGGAGCGGGCCCUGAGGGAGAAGGAGCUGCAAGCAUCCAAAGCCAUGGAAAACCACUAUCUGUCUGCCAUGAGGGGACAAGAAGAACGAACCAAGCCUGAGAGACUAACCCCUAAUCGGGCUGACAAAACCAAAGAGCCCGCCCUUCCAGCUCCCAAACCAGUCCCACCUGGAAUCCACCUGGACUCUCUUGGUUCGAUGGUUCAAUCACAUCAUCCGGUCUCUGGUCUGAUGGCAGGCCACGGCCUCUACAUGGGGCCCGGCUUGGGAGGCGCAGGGAUCCCAGCCUCACUGCUUGCUCAAAGGAACAACGAGGAGGAAAGAUGGUUAGCGCGGCAGCGCAAGCUGCGGCAGGAGAAGGAGGAUCGCCAGUACCACGUGUCUGAGUUCCGCCAGCAGGUUCUGGAGCAGCAUCUGGAUCUGAGCCGGCCGGCUGACACACCGGAUCACAGGACAGACUCGCACAGAUCCUUACCAAAUCACCAUGAAGCAGGGAACCGGGAACCCCCCGCUCACUUGGGCGCCCCUCCACCUCUCAUAUCACCCAAACCUCCACAGCCUCUGCGUGAACACCACCCUCCGCCUCCCACAACCUUGUGGAACCCCGCGUCUCUGAUAGAAACAGCUUCAGAGUCCAGACGUAACCACGAGCCCUCAGGGAUGGGACACUAUGAGCUCAGUCUGCUGCCUCCAGGGCCCUCCAAAUAUGAAGAUGGAGGCCCAAGGAGAGACAUGGGACUAAUGGAGAAAUACCCUGCUAUGAGAGGACCGGGACUGCCCGAGCCCAGCACCUUCCUCGCUGACCUUGAAAAAUCCACCCAGACCUUUUUGACCAAGCAGAGGGGAUCGCUGCCUCUGUCAAGUCAGUAUGAGAUGGAGGGAACCAUCAAAGGCGUUGGACUGAAGAACAUGCAGGGUCACCCGGGGCAUAGUAGACAUGGACAUGCGCUCGGGAUGGUCCACGGACAAGGGAUGGGAAUGAUCACCACGCUAGGGAUGGGUCCGGAGACCAUGCUGAUCUACGAUGAGUUUCUCCAGCAGCACCGGAGACCUGUCAGUAAGCUGGACCUGGAGGAGAAGAGGAAAAGGGAGGCCAGAGAGAAAGGUUACUACUAUGAGCUGGACGACUCGUAUGAUGAGAGUGAUGAAGAGGAAGUAAGAGCCCAUCUCAGGAGGGUUGCAGAGCAGCCCCCACUAAAACUGGAGGACUCCACAGAGAAAUUGAGCUUUCUGAGAGUGUUUGGCCUGACCACGGUGGGGCGGCGCGAUGAGCUCGUGCAGCAGAAGAGAAGGAAGAGGAGGAGGAUGCUCAGGGAGCGUAGUCCGUCCCCGCCUCCUUCACAAUUGAAACGCACUCCACCACCUCCUCAACUCAGCACUCGCUUCACGCCAGAGGAGAUGGACCGAGCACCAGAGCUGGAGGAUAAGAAGCGGUUCCUCACCAUGUUUAGACUGUCCCACGUCACCAUACAGCAGAGGAGAGAAAAUGAAAAGGUGGUGGAGCUUCUUCAAGCCAUCAAAGAAAGGAGCGUAACCUUGGAUACCAUCAGACAUGCACCUCAUCCGUUGUGUAAGAGCCCUCUAGCACAGAUCUCUGAUACAGCGUUUGCUCAGCCUUCUUCUGAAUCAGAAGACCCCCACACUGUUAGACCGCCUAGCCCCUCCUCACAUUACCUAGUAUCCCCCGGUGGCCAUCCAAAGCCCCUCGGGGACACAUUAAGACCAAAGGCACCCCCUUCUCCAGCUGUCCAUCCAGACAAGGCCCGGGGGCCCAGUGAGGGACCGAUCUCCAAAAGGAGCUCCAGCCUGCUCAACAGCUUGCGGCCGCCACACCCUCUGCAGGCCAAAGAGGGGCUUCACAGCAUCAACGGGCGCACAAAACCCUGGGACAGCUUCACCCCAGAGGAAUUUGCUCAGCAGUUCCACGAAUCUGUUCUUCAGUCCACUCAGAAGGCUCUGCAGAAAAAUAAAGGAGGAGCCACAGGCGUGUCAGAGUCAUCCCACCUCCAGGAAUCCUCCGUUCACUACAACAUUCCUGAGCUUCAGAGCGCUCCUGGCCGACCACCACAGCAACAUUCACAGUCCCUUCCCAAUGCGCCGUCAUUUCACCAUCCGCAUUCACACUCUCACUCUCAGCCCAAUGGGCAGCACUUCUCAGUGCCCCUCCACAAGGAGGCCUCAGGGAUGAAGGAGGACCUGUCUGGUCCAGAGGACUCUGAGGAGGAGGAAGAGGAAGAGGAUAAUCCAGUUUUCAAGUGGCAGGGAAUUGAAUCUAUAUUCGAAGCUUAUCAGGAGUAUGUUGAAGAGCAAAGUUUGGAGAGGCAAGUGUUGCAAAGCCAGUGUCGAAGACUAGAAGCUCAGAACUACAACCUCAGUCUGACUGCUGAGCAGCUGUCUCAUAGCAUGGGGGAGCUGAUGUCCCAGAGGCAGAAGCUAGCAGUGGAAAGGGAGAAGCUACAAGCAGAGCUGGAGCACUUCAGGAAGUGUUUAACACUGCCACAGACACACUGGCCGAGAGGCAGCCAUUAUAAAGGCUACCCACCCAGGUGACCCCGCCAUGCUGAUGUGAGCAUCCCCCAGGCCCCAGCCACGUCCCCUUCACCCUGACACCCAGAGAGUUUAUUUUUCACGGCUUGGUCCUCGCGGCCCCAUGGAUGAGAACAUGGCUGGACAGACAGGUGAAUGCAUAGGAGACAGGACCCUCCAGUGAAAGACAGUAAGUCUUAAAAUUGUGGCGAGCCAGGGACUGCACCACAAGCCACUAACGUGUGCCAAUGUAGCCAACCUGAGAUCAGCGAGAGCACGGGGCGAAGGACCUGGAGACGAACACGCGACACCUGCUUUUCACAGUCUUGGGUUCCUGUUGCUCUGUUGUUCAGUCCCUGCAUCCCUCCACGCCACAGACAAUCCUGCCAGUGAGGGAGCAGCUUACCCCCGGAGGGGUUUCAUCACAAGACUUGAAUGCUCCAAAUCUCCAAACAAAAGCUUCUGGUCAGUUGGGACUGCUUUUUAUUUUAUUUUAUUUUUUAUUUUUUUUAAAUCACAGCGGCCAUGUGAGCUUUUGAACUGGAAAUGCACUUAAGAAUAAAAGCUGAAGAACUACCUGGUGGUACUGUGUUACAACAAAGAACUUUUCAAAUUAGGGAAGAACUUAGAAAAUGCACAUUUUUGGAAUGAAUUAAGAAAAUGUUUUAUUUCGAAGUAGAAAAUUUGAAAAUAAGAAUUUUAAAAGGUUCUUCAGCCUUGUAUUGUAUAUAAUAUGAAGACUUAAAAGAAUUUUGUAUGUUUUUAUUACUUUAAUCAUUGUUCUUUUAAAAGAAAAAGCCUGCCAUUUUUAUAUGUUUAUGCUUGUUUUUGGGUUUGAAAAAGAAAAGCCUUGCUUUUAGUGUUUGUACUGCUGCUGGCCAGAACAGCUCAUUUUGAGAUGUUUACAGAGUGAGAGAAGACGGGAUGCAGUCCUGCUCUCGUUCUGUCUCGGCACUGCGCAGCUGAAACUCAGCCACGGCCACCUCAUCUGGCAUCUGAGCUCAGCAAAGCUGACUCGGAGGCUCUAAGACACACGGCUCCUGCCCUCUCGUCCCCGUCCCCUCACAGCCACACAACUCCCCAGCUUCGCUUCACUGCUGCUGGCAUGACUAGCUAACUUGAUAUCCUCAUGCAGAAACCAGGUCCGCUGCAACAUAUAGCAUAUAUUAUUGAAUUCAAUCAAAGAUGUGUAUUUGUAUGUUGGUCACAUGACUUACUUGAUGAUAUUAGACCACGGAAGUCCCCUGGAGUGAUCAGCAGAUGAAACCGGUUCUUGAUGCUUUCUCUUACCACUGGACCUACACUUCACUUUCAGAGACAUGACCUAGUAUUGGAGUCCAAACACGACGGUUCGCCCGAGCCCUUAUCAGCCCUAACUCCGCCAUUAAUGGACAUAGUGCCAAGAAAUAUGAAAUAAAACAGCAGCAUUUUGUUCCUUCUCUUCGCUUCGAGUUGCACUUGGAUAGCCAAACAGUCAAACUAGAAUGGUCAUCUUCUACUGCCGAACACCUUCGUCCCUCUUUAUUCAUUCAUUUAUUUUCAGGAUCCCCCACUAUCCAAAAUUGCCAGAAUCUUUUAAGCUGAAGACUUGAAAUCAGGCAAAGAUUGAAUUUCGCGACACAGAAACAGAAGGGUUUGCAUCACAUUGCACAACUGUUUACGAGCCGUCUUCAACCCUCCCGUCAACUCGGAGACUUGCAGAGUUUUACCUCCGAUGAGGAUUCGAUAUGCAACUGAGACACUGGACCCACUCAAUGACUCGUCUAAAUCAUUGUUUUUAAGUGUUACGGCAUGGUGGUGGGAAGAUUGAUGCUAACUUAACCAACUACAUAAAUUAAUUUAAAUCAAAUACUGAAGCACAACAGCCCCACACUCAGUCUAUUGCUUACAAGUGCCUCAAAAAUUUGGGAGCAUGUGAAUGGAUAACAGUCCACAAAAUGGACCUUCCACGAUUAAUGCCAGCGAUCAGGGACUUCACAUCUCACAUUACAAGUGUCUGCCGUUUUUCUCACCCCCUUCAAAGAACUGACACUAAAUCUGUUCAUUGAAACGCAUCGAAAACAAAGUUAAAAUCUAACAGCCUAAGCCACAUCAGAGGAAAACGGUGCGCUGUUUUUCCCGCAGCAGCACAGAGCCAACGGUGCAGCCUGUCAGUACGAGGGAGCAUGCAUGCUGAGGUAAGCUGCCAAUUAGCUGGGGAGGAAGGUGCAGUAAGAGGAGUCUCUUACUCGGCCUCCCUGUGUCUCCAACCCACGCACGCCCAUGCAAUAGCCCUGUUACUCAGUGGAGGAUGUCUAGAUGCUGUGAAAUCCUGUUUUUAAAAUGUACUUGUUUGAAUUCAUUGUAAUGUAAUAUAUUCUUUGUUGAAUGUAGUAAUUAGGUAUUUAUGAAUAUAUGGCUGUGAUUUCAGACAAAAAAGAAAAUAAAAUACUUCAAAAAUGUUCCAUUUCAAACCGUUUGUGGAU
Molecule: messenger RNA, 9201 nt
Organism: Cololabis saira (Pacific saury)
Lineage: Eukaryota; Metazoa; Chordata; Actinopteri; Beloniformes; Belonidae
Gene: gse1b
Product: Gse1 coiled-coil protein b
Exons: 17
Coding region: 395-6760 (2121 amino acids)
Source: RefSeq, a predicted model, not a curated record